Fibroporia radiculosa is the source of this 4353-nucleotide messenger RNA. RefSeq lists its product as uncharacterized. Bases 1 to 4353 code for a protein of 1450 amino acids. NCBI's taxonomy places the organism in Eukaryota, Fungi, Basidiomycota, Agaricomycetes, Polyporales, Fibroporiaceae. The record is from RefSeq and is a predicted model, not a curated record. Gene Ontology annotation, biological process: protein localization to phagophore assembly site; endoplasmic reticulum to Golgi vesicle-mediated transport. The transcript has 17 exons. Gene Ontology annotation, cellular component: cytoplasmic vesicle; phagophore assembly site; TRAPPIII protein complex.
AUGGCACCUACAUUGCCUACUUCUCUUAGUCCGCACAUUUGCAUCCUCUCCUCUCCGGAUGUCGAGGAGCUGUUCGAGGCUUCUUCUCUUCCUGCUCUUUCGCAAACACUGCAGUCUUUUGUACCGCUCCCGCAAGUGACUACUCGGACAACCUCUCUCGCAUCAAUCCCGCAUAGUUCAUUUGCGCUUCGCUUCUCCGAUCUACAUGAGAUUGAGUCUGCAACUCAUGAAGAUGAAGAGCAGCGUGCUGGAAGAAUGAUGGAUUGGAUUGGCUCGCGCUUGAGCAUGCGCGCGCCAGCUUGGGUCCAAAUGCUAGAUGCCCAAGCUGCGGCGAAUCAGGAAGCUAACGUCAAAGAGAGCAUAUGGAAUGACAAGACACCAUGGUGGGAAGAAGUGAAAAGGUGUGUGGAGGGUGAUCAUGUUCCAAGCACCGACGAGGGCUGGAACCAUCCAGUUGCAGUGAUAAUGGCUGUGACCACAAGAGCGGCGAACCCAUUACAAGCCUUGCAGGAUCUUAAUUCGCUACCUGUUGACUUUCCCCCAUGGGUGGAUCGUACAUAUUUACGUUACUACUUGAUUAUCCAUCCCGCGAAAUCGCCGCUAGCCGACCCAAUAGCAGAAGCCCUAUUUAACGCCGUGAAAAAACAGUACGGUUUGCAUAGUUAUCUACUUCCCCUUGCACUUCCUACGGACCCGUUUCCUACACCGGUGCCCGUACCCUCCCUCCCCCCUCGCCUGCCACCACCACCAAGUGUGACCUAUGAAACACCACCACUUGCACCGGCUCCAACACCGGCUGCGCUCAGCGUACCCAGUACUCCUAGACUUCUUAUGUCUCCAGCCCCUCGUUCUCCAGGUCCUUCGAUGCUCAUGGGAAGACAGCCUUCUGCUUCUUCGCCUGCCCCCACUGGUGGACAUACAUUGCGGCUCUCGGAAGGUGAUAUCCAACAAACAGGCAAGUUUGUGCGCGAGUUUGUUGUGAUGAGUCUUGUACCAUGGAUGGAAAAGUGCGUGAUAGAUUGGAACGAGAAUGUACGUCAUCUCGGAUUCAGUAAGAAGCUUGGUCUUAACAUGAAGCAGUUCUCAUCAUCGCGACGGCUACCUUCACGUCUCUUUUCUUCCACCCGCAGGUUGUUUGGGUCGUCUAAUGUGGCUUCGUCUUCAUCGAUCCCAGCUACUCCUGUACAUGGGUCAAACCCUUCCAUUUCAUCCAUUUCGUCCAAAGUUUCGUCUCACGCACCAAGCAACUCUGUAAGCUCUGUGGCAUCUGUAUCAUCUAUUGGUACCAUAGGUGGUGGUAUUGUGACGCAGCAACGUCGACUCGCUGAAUUUGCUACUGUACUGGGAGAUUACAAACUGGCAACUACAGUAUGGGAGAAUUUAAGGAAAGAAGGACGAGGGGGUUCUGACAUUCUUCCCUUAUUGUUGUCCCCAUCCCCCGCGUUGGCGUUACACGUAGCGCAUGCUAUCACUCUUUUACAUUCUCUUAGUCCACAUGCUUAUGGUUCUCCAGCCCACGCACAGUUACGCGCAUUGUCAUUUGCAGUCCGAUGGGCAAUUGGUAUUGACAAGCGGGAUUUUCUGAGUGCAGUACUGGAGGGGGAGCGAUGGUUGGUGCAGGCUGCUGCAGGUGUACGUCGCCCUUUCCUGUCUGAAAUAUCUCUACUCUGUUGGCCUAUGCGUCUCGAUUUCGGCUCGAAACUUAUAAGAUCUAUUAAGGCAGAAGAGCCUCCAGCUACGGCUUUGCUUGCCCAUGCGGCAUUCCUCAGCGAGAAGAAGGGUGUACGGAGAAGAUCUGCUCUAUGGUACUUGUCUGCAGGGGACAAGUUUGAGAAAUCCGGCCACAAACCGCUUGCAAUGUACUUCUUCCGGAAGGCACACGAACUGUACAAAACCCCCCAUACGAAACAAAUCUCUCCCUCUUUCUGGGAAAGCGAGGGCGUAGACCAUCGCCGUUGGAAAGGUUUUGAAUCUGUGCUGCCUGGAAUUGAGCAUGAACUUGGAAGACUCUUAUACACGACAGGUGACACUGAGGGGGCUGUUCGAUAUUUCACUGGUCUUCUGCGGAAAGCCCCACUUGCUGGUAGCAUAACUUCCUUAGAUCUCAUGAAUGGAAGUGGAUCGACGGAGGGCCAGAUAUCUGCAGACAAAGUUUACCUGGAAGAUUUUAGGGUAGCCUUGAAGCAUUUCAGGACCACCGAACAACAUAAAUGGGAGGCAUCUUCCUUGCAGUUACCUGUGAUGUUCUGUCAAGCCAGGCAGACUCGAGUGCGACUGCCCAACGAUAUUACCGACGGAGAUCCAUCAAGAUGGGCGAAACUGGAAGAUGACUGGUCGAACUUCUGGGCCUCCCGCGGAAAGGAGAAACUCGAACGAAAUUGUAGGGCUGCUGUAGACGAGCACUUCUGGGUUGACAUUGCCAUGCAGAAUCCGUUAGAUGUCGAAGUGUCGCUAUCAGAGCUGUCGGUGAUAGUCAAAGAAGCUGUCGCAGAUGAAACGAAGGACGUCAAGGACAUUGUUGACGUGGAGAUUGUGGACGAAAUUUUACUAGGAGCUCGGGAAAUGCGUACUAUCCCGAUCGCUAUCAAGUGCAGAAGACCCGCUUCGUUACUGAUUACCCAUGUCACAUAUAGUUUUCUGUCUCUACUUCCAGCUAAAGAGUCUCUGGCAGUACGUGGACGGCGCUUGCACGACACACCACAACAAAGGCAGAAUAAGGCCUAUGCACCCGAUGUGGUCAUUAAGGUGAACGUGGAAGAAGCUGGUCAGAGAUUGUUUGCGAACUUUGUCGACGAUAGGCAUCUGGUCCUAGCUCAUGGCGAGCACAAACGUCUCAAGCUGUGGUUAUCGAACUCUGGGUCGAAGAAGAUCAGUGAACUAUGGCUUGUGACAGGAACGGAAGAUGGGAUUUGGGUUAAUGAUGACUCGUCUAAACAAGACUCGCUAUUCCAAUUGCCACAAAGCGAGGUCCUGCAUUCACACAAUUCUCUUGCUCCCGGAGAACCGAUACGCCUGCCACUGACGGAUCUCCACGGAUCAUCUGAACUCGCACCUGGCGAGAACCUGCAAUUCUCUGUUACAUUUCAUGCUUCGCAAAUGGCUGAACAGGAUCUUUGUUUCCUAUUUAUUUUCCGGGAGUCUGAGAGUAUGUCCUUCCGAUACGCUCGGGCGGUACGUCAUUAUGAGGUUAGGCCGAUCCUGAAAGUAGUGGCACAUGGGCGUCCAAGUGAAGCGCUAGACCAGCUUUUCGCGCUCAGCAUGGAAGUGGAAAACGUGACAGGAUUCACGGGCAUACAACUCUCGCAGCUCACUACAGUGAGUCCUAUGUGGUUAUGUAAUUUUCCAGCACAGCUGCAUCUCGGAAAAGUGUUACCGCACCAAAUUACCAGGCUAACGCUGGGUAUCAGACCUUGGCAGAAAGAAGUUGAAUCCAUUAAGCCAAUCUCGCAAUUUGUGGCCCAAAAGCUCCAGGCUGUAGUGCAGGGAAACCAGCCGGAUUCCACAAAUCCGCCUUCGGUUGACCUAUUAUGUUCGCAUAUCACAGCAACCAACGCAAUCACUUCGGUUUCUGCGCCUCCUACGUGCCAUUUCAUGCACUCCGGGAAACGAGCAUUUGCUUUCCGCGCGACUACAUCCUCACAUCCGCACAUACCAGCCAACAGUCUCAAAUCAAUAUUCCCCUUAUAUAAUCCAUACACUAUUGAUAUCAUGCUAUUCUGGGAGAUCCCGUCGGAGAAUCGCCACGGCCACAUCUUGGUUCCUGGACUUAUAUUAGGAGCCAGCCAUGCACCGCUGAAGGAGAUCUUAGAGGAUGCGGAGAGUGCAAAGGUUAAGCGGUCCAUGUACGCUGAAACCCAGCGAGAGCGAGUAGAGAUUUUGAAAGCGAUUAGGGGCUCCGAGUGGAAUUUGGAACUGGAUCCAGUGGUGGUGACAACGGAAAGCAAUGACAUAGUAAACCACGACUUUUCCAUCGGGCCAUGCAGCGUCCCCGUUGCAUUCACCCUGCGAAAUUACUCGCCCACCAAUCCGUGUAGGGUCGUCAUGAAGUUCGAUUCGAAAGUAGAACAGCAUAAUGGACAUCCGUUACGACCUCGCUUCGCCGGCCGAUUAACUCAUCGCGCGACAUUAGAGGCAUUGGAGUCUGUCAUAUUCAAAGUGAAAGUCUGGGUAGACCGCCCUGGGAAUUUCGUACUGGACGGUUGGACAGUAGAGACAGAAGUGGGAGAACAGGUAGACAGCAGGUCUCUAGCAUCGGCAAACGUCUGGCGUUCUCGACACUUACAUUACUUACAAGGGCCUUAUCCGGGAAGCUUGCCUUGUGUUACUGUAGUUGGCAUGGGACACUCACUCUAA